AUGAUACUGCCAAGCCGAGCCUCACGAGUAAGGGCAGAGGCGGCUUUGUUAGAAGCCGUGGCGGAAGACGACCCUACAAAGGUGUCAAGCGCUUUGGGCCUGACUCAUAAAUAUGCAGGAGAACUUCUUGCCUUGAAGGUGAAGGCAACUUACAACAAUGCCUCUGAUGGCAGUGCAUUCUUUCACUCAAUUGCCAGCUAUGGCUUGCAAUUUCAAUUGGGAGAGAACAUCACUGAAUUGGCCAAGAGGAAUGGGAUGACAGAGGCCUUAAAGAUCCUGGAAACGGUCGAGAAGCGGCUCGUCCCGCUAACCGUGCCGCUGGGUAGGCCCCUUGAGACAGAGGCUCUUCUCCUGAAGGCCAUCAGUGCAGACGACGGGGCAGAGAUCACGAAGCUCGCCUCAUCUGUGAAUGCACGGCAAGUUUCGCGAAUUCUUUCGCUGAAGGUGAAAGAUAGCUACAAUGAUGCGAACGAUUCUACGGCCUUUUACCACUCAGUGGCAUCACAUAGUCUCAAGUUUCAAUUGGGUGACACCUUGCUUGACUUGGCAGUAAGAAAUGAAAAGCCUUCAGCAGUUGAAAGUCUCAAGAAACUGCUGGGGUAUGAGGUGAGCAGCGAGAUGCAACAGAGCACUAAAGAGAGCUCUAAAGAGAGCUCGAAAGUUAUCAAAGCUUUCGUGAGAAAUGCCAUGAGCGGCGAGGAGCUCUGCCAGAUCAGCGCUGAAAGCUCUUGGACCAUUGCCCGUUUGGCCGAGGAAGUCGCAAGAGUCGCUCCCGCUGCUGGCGGUUGUCGGAUCUUUCUCCUUGGAGAGUCAGCCGUGAUGGCAGGCACUACCUUGGCAGAUUUGACAGAGGGAGACACCUUGGAAUUGUCUUCUUUGGUGAGAGAAAACGUUUCAGGCGUCUAUUUCACGACCAUCGCAGGUGACGGCGGUCUUGAUGACCCAUUAGGGCCAUUGGGAGGGCCGGGAGGGCGGCUCCUUCCCGGUGGGAGACGGCCGAAGCCAGCUGAACUGCGGCUGGAGCUCUGUGAGGAUGGCACCGCGUUGGUGGAGUAUUCGGCGAAACCCAUUGACCGUGGGCACUGUGCCCCUCCUUCAGGAGGACACUUCGUCAGUGCUUCUGGGACUUGGACAUUUGCGGCGCCAGGGGUGAAAGUCGACUUGACGAAGGGCUUCCAUGGCCACUUCAUUCGGAUGAUUCCAACCCGAGCAUCGAAGUGGGAGCAGGAACAGUCCAUAAGCCUUGCCAUGGCCAAGGAGGACCAAUUUGACGUGGUGGAUGUAGUAUGCCGGAGUUCCCGCAGUUCACCGGAAACGGUGUCUUUGAGGUCGCCCCAUGUCCUAUGCCCCAAGGGAGCUGCAUUUGUCAAGACUGAGGGCAGGCGCCGUUUGUUGAAGAAUUUCCGGAUGGAUGAGGAAUUCGAUUAA
Messenger RNA from Durusdinium trenchii, 1428 nucleotides. The record is from the annotation of a GenBank genome assembly. NCBI's taxonomy places the organism in Eukaryota, Dinophyceae, Suessiales, Symbiodiniaceae.